Molecule: messenger RNA, 990 nt
Organism: Cercopithifilaria johnstoni
Lineage: Eukaryota; Metazoa; Nematoda; Chromadorea; Rhabditida; Onchocercidae
Source: the annotation of a GenBank genome assembly
AUGUAUCUGUCAUACUAUUUCGUAUUGCUUACUCUGCCGUUAUACGUCGCGCAAAUAACGGUAUCAAACGAUCAGCGAAUACAAGAAGGGAUAGAGAAUAAGGACAAAAUAAAGACUGUGGCUAAUAACAGUGAAGCAAACAGAAAACGAUACCAAUGUAAGAUAUGCGGUGUGCUAUUCCGACGUUCAUAUACUUUGAUGAGCCAUAAGAUGGUACAUAUCGAUGAAAAAAAUUACGAAUGUGAGAUAUGCAAUAAAGCAUUCAAACGGGCCGGCGAACUGAAGAUGCACCAAGUGACGCACCGAAAGGAACGACCAUUCAAAUGUCACGUGUGCAAUAAAACAUUCAAAUACUCCAGUGUUCUGAAGAGACACCAAUCGACGCACGAAAACGAACGACCAUUCAAAUGUCACGUGUGUAAUGAAACAUUCAAAGAAUCUAUUAAUCUGAAGAGACACAAAUUGACGCACAGAAACGAACGACCAUACAAAUGUCACGUGUGCAAUAAAACAUUCAUGGAGUUCAACAAACUAAAGAGACACAAAUUGACGCACGAAAAUGAACGACCAUACAAAUGUGAAAUAUGUGGUAGGAAUUUCACUCAGAAAGGUGAUUUGAAUAGACACAUGAAAGUGCAUAAAAGUUCGGAUGAAAAGCUAUAUUCUACAAUUGCUGAAUUCUUUGAAUGUUUUAUUGCACACGUAACAUUCGAACAGUCGUUCGUUUCCGUGUGUCACUUGAUGUUUUCUCAGCUCGAUGCACCGUUUGAAUGUUUCAUUGCACACGUAACAUUUGAAUGCUCGCUUGUUUCCGUGCGUCAAUUGGUGUUUCUUCAGUGUUUGUUACCCUACGUUUCUGAUCACCAAAGUCAAAGGCAUUAUGCAGAUAUCAUUGUAGAAUUCUUGAGUGGCACAAUUUACUUCUACAGCUCGACGAAUUGCAACAGUAAUUUGAAAAAAGUAUCAGUUGUGUUAUAUUGUGACAGUUGA